UUUCAUUGUUUGCCACUCUCAAAAAAAGAAAAACCAAGAAGAAGAAGAUAAGACGUGUGAUGACGAAGAAGACUACGACGACGACGCUGGUAAACGCCAUUUUGUUGUUGCACAGGACCAGCGGCGAAGGAUCGAGAAGCAUUACUUAAGGUGAGACAAAAUGGGAAAUUUAAUGAACGUGUUUAAUAAAUUGUUUGGCAAGAAAGAAAUGAGGAUCUUGAUGGUAGGACUGGAUGCUGCUGGAAAGACCACCAUCCUGUACAAGCUCAAACUGGGAGAAAUUGUUACCACAAUCCCUACCAUUGGUUUUAAUGUUGAGACAGUAGAAUACAAGAACAUCAGUUUUACAGUGUGGGAUGUUGGUGGUCAGGACAAGAUCAGGCCACUCUGGAGACAUUACUUCCAAAACACACAAGGCCUCAUCUUUGUAGUGGAUAGUAAUGACAGAGAGCGAGUUGGUGAGGCGAAGGAGGAGCUGAUGCGAAUGCUGGCUGAGGAUGAGCUGAGGGAUGCUGUGCUGCUUGUGUUUGCUAACAAACAGGACCUGCCCAAUGCCAUGAAUGCAGCUGAGAUCACAGACAAGCUGUGCUUGCACUCACUGCGCCACCGUAACUGGUUUAUCCAGGCCACAUGCGCCACUAGUGGAGAUGGUCUCUAUGAAGGUCUCGACUGGCUUUCAAACCAGCUAAAGAACGCAAAAUGAUCCAUCGGUCCACUUUCUGUCUGUUGUCUCUGUCUGCAGUGUGAUGGGAGACUGCGCUGGUCCUGGUCCGAUUCUCUCCUCUUGUUUCCUCUUUUCAUCUGAAGUGUUGGAUCUUUGGCCAGUGCUCCUUGCAUCUGUGUACUGCAUGGGUGUGUUUGAAUGAGUAUUUUUGGAUGUAUGAGUGUGUGUGUUAGCCAAGUGGGAGCAGCCCUGCUGUGCCUUGAACACAGUUAACUCUCAAGCAACUCAUCCCUCCGGCCUCAGCACUUCCAACAGCACUGGUCUCCAUAAAGCAAACAGUGACACGGGAUUUUGAGUCCUGUGUCAACUGACAAGACUUUUGUCACGCUUCUCACAUUAAGGCCUUUCUGAUAACCAUACAUUCACCCUGAGAAGCCACACGGUAUAUCACAGUGUAACCCGUGUCAUGUUUGAUUAAAAUAAAAAACCUGACAUCUCUGAGCUUUUCACGUUCUUUUGAAAUUAUGAGUUUUGGUGGAGUUAAACUUUGACUGCUUUGAUGAACACUGGAUACUUAUUGUUUCUCUUUUAUAGUUUUAUGUUCAGAUUUUUAGUUUGAAUCCUUAAAUCUGCAUACUGUAUGUCAUGUUAAUGUAGGGUUAGGAAGUUAUGGCUAUUAUCCUGAUUCAUGUUACAUUAUGUGGAGGUGUGCUGAGCAUCAAUGGUGGAUGUGAGUGUCCGGGGUGUUGUGUGGCUUUCAGCUAUGUCCAGUCCACUGUAACGGCGAGGCCUUUUUAGAGUUGCUCCCACUCUGGCUUUUUAUUUACUAAUAGUCUUAUUUUCCUCUUGUAUCUAGUUCUUUUGGUUAGGGUCUGUGUUUUUUUUUAUGUGGCUAUCGUUGCGUGCAUGACCUGGUUUACUUAAGCGUAAGCUGAGGUGCCAGGUGUGCAGUCUUUUGAGUAAUAUGCUCUUGCGACCAAUUGGUUUGAUUCAGUAAGGGCUUUUUGUGUUUGGUUCAGUUUUGAAUUCGCCUGCAGAGUGUAAGGUUGCCUCCCACCUGUGUUUUUCCAGAGGAGACACAUGCUCUUGAACAAAUUGUCAGUGCUGUGAUGAGACGGUACGGUUGCAUUGGAAGUGUUUGCUCUGGCCUACUGUAUGAAUCAGCACUGUAAAUGCUUCCUCAGUGCUUCAGGCUUUAUGGUGUUUUUCCUGCAUGUAGCCAGGGCCCAUCCCCCUGGAGUUGUUAGGUCCGUCUCAUGCCAUUUGCAGAACACCAGCAGCUUGCACAACACAGGACUGUGUGAAGACAGCGGUUUAUCCCAUAGACAAGAACCCAUCCCAGUGCUUUAUACCAGCAGACAGUUAAAUGUGCAUGUAACAGUGUUGCACCAGUUAACCCAGGAACAGGCUAGUUUCUUCACACUUCCAUUUCUGUUCCAAAGGCUUCUGCUCUUAAUAAGAAACCAAUUGUGAACCGUGCACAGCCCUUACUGAGUGAAGAGGACUCUAAGGUCAUAAAAUCAUAUUGACCUCAUGAAACCACCCCCUUUUGUGUUUCUAUAACUGGACAUUUAGGUGUUUUCUUGAAGUAGCUAAUUGACUCUUCUGUUUGGACUCUUUCUUUGUCCGUAUGUUACGGUGUUUCUAUUUCCUAAACAUCUUGAGCAUUCGUCGGACAUAAGUGGCAUGAUCUGGUAUAAAGCAAGAAAUACAAAUGUAUAUAAUCUGUAAGAAAAUGUAUUUUAACUUGACAUUAUUCACCUACACUUGUUCAGAUGUGAAGCUUUAAUUUCUUUAAUGUCUCUGUACAGAUGAAAAGGUAUGUGCAUAUGUAUUUCUUAAUUACCUUUUGCGCUUUUUUAAACUCAUCUUGUAACAUCUGAUAAAUGCACUAUAAUAAAGAGAUCUCUAUUGUACAUCUCCA
This is a messenger RNA of Scatophagus argus, 2588 nucleotides long. RefSeq names its product ADP-ribosylation factor 2a (gene arf2a). The record is from RefSeq and is a predicted model, not a curated record. Lineage: Eukaryota; Metazoa; Chordata; Actinopteri; Scatophagidae. The transcript has 5 exons. Bases 161 to 703 code for a protein of 180 amino acids. Gene Ontology annotation, biological process: vesicle-mediated transport; intracellular protein transport. Gene Ontology annotation, molecular function: GTPase activity; GTP binding. Gene Ontology annotation, cellular component: cytoplasm; plasma membrane.